Molecule: messenger RNA, 1022 nt
Organism: Hypoxylon trugodes
Lineage: Eukaryota; Fungi; Ascomycota; Sordariomycetes; Xylariales; Hypoxylaceae
Exons: 2
Coding region: 325-723 (132 amino acids)
Source: RefSeq, a predicted model, not a curated record
CGUCUUCUUUUAAUCCCUUUCAUCAACUGUUCAGGAUUUAAGGGGUACAUCGGGAUGGUGACGUUGGAAUCUAAGCUGUCAUCGACGAUUAACAUAAGUAACGUAAGGGCUAGAAAGCUUGACAUUUUCAAGUUUUCAGCCACGCGUCUCGGUGUAGAUAAGUAUUAGAAGCGCCCCCGACUCAUGUCUAGACUUUAGUGUAUUUUAUCUUACUGUCAUAUUCUUUUCUGACUCCUGUGGCUUAUCCAAAAGAAAACUUAGAUUUACCUAGUAACUAUUCAGUCAUCAAUUUCUAGUCGAGCUUUACAUCAUACCUAAGACACAAUGUCUUCCAGCGGUGACGAGCAACAGCAGCAACAGCAGCCUCAGCCUGAGAGGCAACAGACUGCGACUCAAGAAACCGAUCACUCAGACAGCUCAGACCAGAUGUCUGAGGCAUCGCGACCACCCCGCACGCGCCGUCGCAACCGUCGUCGCCCUGGAUCCGUCCAGCCCCUUCAGCCACAAGAGGAUCAACAGAUGCUUCAGCAGAGACAACAGCAGCAAAUGAUGCAGCAACAGCAACAGCAACAACAGAUACAGCAGCAGCAGCAGCAGCAAGGAGGAGGGGAUGAUAGCAAGUCCGAUACCCUCCGACUUCGUCUCGAUCUCAACCUCGAGGUCGAAGUUACCCUCAAGGCUCGUAUUCACGGUGACUUGACAUUGGCAUUGCUUGACACUUAAACACACUCCAAAAGGAAAAGCGAUACGAACAUGACGAAAUGUAACGACGAGUUUUCACGAAUCAUUAGUUGUAAAAGGGGGUUGGAAUUUGUUUAUGGUUUAACAGGGAAGGAGUGUAAUAAACCCGAGAGCCACACCCAUAUUAUGCUAUCGCAUCUUCACGCCGCUUUGCCGGCUGUACUCUCCUUUCCUUUGUCGGCGACAUUCAUACCGUAUAAUUUUGAAUUUGGCUAGGUCUGGCGAUAUCACUCAGAGUGAGAACUUCUUGUCAGAUAUUAUUUACGUAAUAGCAAUAGACU